This is a messenger RNA of Cornus florida, 471 nucleotides long. RefSeq lists its product as uncharacterized. Lineage: Eukaryota; Viridiplantae; Streptophyta; Magnoliopsida; Cornales; Cornaceae. The record is from RefSeq and is a predicted model, not a curated record. Bases 1 to 471 code for a protein of 156 amino acids. The transcript is spliced from 2 exons.
AUGGCAAACUGGAAGCUUCCCCGGAAGCUUUGUGAGUCUAUGCAAAAAUUUAUUAGGAAGUUUAGGUGGGGAUCAGAUGGGGAAUCUGCAAAAAUUAGUUGGGUUAAAUGGGAUGUUUUGAGCAAGGCAAAGCAGGAAGGGGAUUUAGGGUUUCGGAAUUUUGAUACAUUUAAUAUGGCUUUAGUGGCUAAGCAGGGAUGGCAGUUUCAAACUACUCAACAGAGGUUAGCUUUUAAGACUCUCAAAGCCAAAUACUUUAGAAAUUGUUCCUUUUUGGAUGUGCCUUUGGGAUCAAAUCCAUCAUGGGCUUGGAGAGGUAUUUGGUCUUCACGGUCUCUCUUGGGCUCUGGAGCCCGGUGGGUGGUGGGUAAUGGUCGUUCUAUUAAUAUUUGGCAGGACCGGUGGGUACCGGGUAUUUCUGGCCUUCUGCCUCGUCCAGAGGUUGGGGGACUUUCCCACUAUGGUGCAUGA